This is a messenger RNA of Pseudocercospora fijiensis CIRAD86, 201 nucleotides long. RefSeq lists its product as uncharacterized. The coding region runs from base 1 to 201 and encodes 66 amino acids. The record is from RefSeq and is a predicted model, not a curated record. The transcript is spliced from 3 exons. Lineage: Eukaryota; Fungi; Ascomycota; Dothideomycetes; Mycosphaerellales; Mycosphaerellaceae.
AUGCUGUGGCCAUUCAUGCUGGCCAUGGCUGCGUCGGGUCAGGCUGCCCUUGUGAAGCACGCACGCCUGGAGUCUGGGAUGGAAGGAAAGAUUGCCAAAAAAUUUGUCAGGCAGGAGAUGUGUGGUGUAGAGGAUCAGGCCAUUGAUAUGCAGCCCCAAGCGGCGGCCUUCGACUACUCAAUCUUUGUAUUCUCCAAAUAG